CGGUGUAUAUGCACACACGUCCUGCGGGCGGCGCUGUGCGCGUGAUUGUGAAAGCGCGUCUCUCCAGCUGAUGCCGUUGACUGUUCUCUCACCCUGAAAGUGCUCAGUUUUGUCAGAAACUUCUGGAAGUGGCAUCUUUUGGUCUAGAGCUCUAACCAAAGUCCUAUUUUGUUGUCUGAAGAUGUCUGGAGCGGGUGUUUUGUGGGUGUGUGUGCUGGUGGUGUGUGUGUCCGCGGUGUGUGAGGCUGGAUGUGCGAACAGAAUCGAUCCGACCUGCUGCCCGGGCCGAAAUAACGACUGUUCGGACAGGAGCUUCCGGAGAACCGUGUGUUACUGCGACACGUACUGCCGGAGAAGCGGAGACUGCUGUGAAGAUUAUAAUACCGUGUGUCACGUCUCUGCAGCUAAAGACUGUGAGGUCACACUGUGGGGUGCCUGGUCUCCAUGUUCAUCCGUCUGUGGGGCGGGGACUACAGAGCGGAGCCGACAGGUGGCUACACCCCCUCGCAAUGGAGGCACGCCCUGUCCUGACCUCAAACAGCGCAGAGGGUGUUUCGCACCCACCGACACGUGCAGCGCAGCUAAAGAGGUGGCCAAAAUCCUGCCUGACUCAUUCAAGCGGAACUUUAAGGACCCUUGGAGACGGCCGCAUAUGCUUAUGAAGGAGGAGAAGAAGAGUUAUUGUGUGCAGAUGCGUGUGAAGCAGGCGAGUGCUGCAUGUAAGGUGAGACCGUGGAGCGCAGGUUUGAUUCAUGAGCGCUCCGUAUGUGUUGAGUGUCAAAGCGAUGCCAUGGCGACUGAUAACCGCUGUCGUGGAGACGGGCUGCAGAACAUCAGAACCUUCUGGGCUGCUGCUCAGGCACCGGGCUGCUCUGGGUCGUGGGUUCGAGAGUCACUCACUGAGAACUGCCGGUGUCCAUCAUACUCUGUGAUUUUCGUCUGAAGCAACCUUUAAAAGCUCAUUUUGAGGGACACUUUAUUCCACAGGAGUCUUCAAGAGCCUCCUCCUUUUGAAGCCAAAUUCUCUCCAUCAAAGGUUAAGCAAUGACGCCCCAGUAUACCUGUCACUUUAUCUGUUUCCCCACCAAAACAACUGCUUUUCUCUGCUGUCUACCUCCACAAUGCACCUGCACCCGUUUCUAAUGGCUCACUUUGUCUACUCUCUCGACUGUCUUCUGAUUCAUAUGUACUGUAUUUAUAUAUGUUUGAAUGUAAUGCCCGUGCGUCUGUUUUGUGUGUGUGUUUGUAAAUGCACGAGUCAAGCUAAUGUAUGUGAAUGUUUUUGUAGUAUUUCGUUUUCCAAGAACUUUAUCUUUGAGUUUUUCCAAGUGUCCUGAUCUGAAUACAUUGAACUUUCACUUGUGGCUUGAAAGUUUCAGAAACCACACUCGAUUCCUCUUAAAAAUGUUUACUAUUAUAGUGUAAAAGCUAAUCAGCCAAAAUUGUGGUUAAAUUGUCACCCCACAAGGACAAAAAUACUAUAAUAAUUAAUAGCAAACCAUUCUAUAGUAAAGUACUGCAAUAAACUCUUGUGGUGAUUCUAUAGUUGCUAUUUUGUACAUAUAUGUGAUACGCCACAGUUUACUGUAGUAAAAACUAAAUUAUACUACAGUAUUCACUACAGUUUAUCAGUUCACUACAGUUAAAGGUGCUGUAUGUAAGAUUUUGACUCUUCUAAAGCAGUAAAAAGCCAU
This is a messenger RNA of Danio rerio (zebrafish), 1694 nucleotides long. The record is from RefSeq and is a predicted model, not a curated record. Lineage: Eukaryota; Metazoa; Chordata; Actinopteri; Cypriniformes; Danionidae.